AUGUUUAACCGGCGCCCACAACACCUAGCCGGUCUUCGCAGUUCCGAAUUAAGAGGAAUGUCCCGUCUUCGCAACCCAGCGGAAUAUGUAUCGAAAGCAAAACGUAGAUGGACCGGUCACAUCAUGAGAAGAAUCGACGAUAGAUGGACUAAAGGAACACUAGAGUGGAUCCCAAGAGAUGCUAAACGCCCUCGAGGGAGACUGCCAACGAGAUGGGGUGACGUGUUCGCUACACGGAUUGACCAGCUCAGAGCUCAGCUGGAUACGGCUCAAGGACCUCGUCAACGUCACUCACGAAACUUGAGAACAUCUUGGAUGACAGUGGUGAGGGAACGAAACGAGUGGAAGAGAUGCUGGGGCCCGCACGUCCAGUGA
Messenger RNA from Necator americanus (New World hookworm), 375 nucleotides. RefSeq lists its product as uncharacterized. Lineage: Eukaryota; Metazoa; Nematoda; Chromadorea; Rhabditida; Ancylostomatidae. The transcript has a single exon. Bases 1 to 375 code for a protein of 124 amino acids. The record is from RefSeq and is a predicted model, not a curated record.